Microtus ochrogaster (prairie vole) is the source of this 1181-nucleotide messenger RNA. It is a transcript of the gene Tra2a, whose product is annotated as transformer 2 alpha homolog. Bases 36 to 956 code for a protein of 306 amino acids. The transcript has 7 exons. Lineage: Eukaryota; Metazoa; Chordata; Mammalia; Rodentia; Cricetidae. Gene Ontology annotation, molecular function: RNA binding. The record is from RefSeq and is a predicted model, not a curated record.
ACAAAGCCGCGGGAGCCGUCUUCGGCGGCGGCCCGAUGCUCCGGGGCUCGGGGACGAGCGCGGUCGGUCGGGCGAGGUUCCGGGGCCCGCGGGAGCAGCCCGCAGGGCCACCGCGAGCGCGUCCUCACGUCCCAAGAUGGCUUCGGGGUCCCCCGUGGCUGCCCAGACGCCCCGCUAGCCCGCAGCGCUCGAUUCUGGCGGCUGAUGGUACCUGGCCUGGUCCUAUCCUCUCCUGUCGCUCCCUUUCCUCUCAGCUUCCCAUCUCUGCUCCGAGGUGCGGGUCCCCGGCGCGGUGGGGCAGGAGGCGGCGGGGCGCUCCCUCCGGCCGGAUAGUGGAGUCUCGCUCUCAGUCAAAAUCUCCAACGGGAACUCCUGCUCGCGUAAAAUCAGAGAGCAGGUCAGGAUCUCGUAGUCCAUCACGGGUUUCCAAACAUUCUGAAUCCCACUCUCGAUCAAGAUCAAAAUCCAGGUCAAGGUCAAGGAGACAUUCUCAUAGACGCUACAGUCGGUCCAGGUCCCACUCUCAUAGGAGACGAUCUCGAAGUAGAUCCUAUACGCCAGAGUAUCGUCGACGAAGAAGCCGGAGUCAUUCUCCAAUGUCUAAUCGCAGAAGACAUACAGGCAGCAGGGCUAUGGAAAGAGCAAAUGGAAUGGAGCUGGAUGGUAGAAGAAUUCGUGUGGAUUAUUCUAUAACCAAGAGAGCUCACACACCUACACCAGGCAUUUACAUGGGCAGACCAACUCAUAGUGGUGGUGGAGGUGGUGGAGGAGGAGGAGGUGGCGGCGGUGGCGGCGGUGGUAGACGACGAGAUUCUUACUAUGAUAGAGGAUAUGAUCGAGGCUAUGACAGAUACGAAGAUUACGAUUACCGGUACAGAAGAAGGUCGCCUUCCCCUUAUUAUAGUCGGUAUAGAUCACGGUCAAGAUCUCGUUCCUAUAGCCCAAGACGCUAUUGAUAAUGAUAAUGGAGUGGUUGUGGCUAAGAACUCUUUUUCCCUCCUUUUUCUUUUUGAUUCUGGAUUUCCAAGCUUCUAAUGCUUCCUAGUCCUCAUGAUAAAACCCUGGUUAUUUAAUCUGUGGCCAAUUGUGUUUCCGUUUUACAUCCUUUGUUACUCUCUUAAUGGUGUAAUUGUCAUUUAAGUUGUUCAACAUCUAAGUAAAAAAAGGAGCCCAGUUGUUAA